CCGGAGUCCGGGAAGGAGCGCUGCGUCCGUUCAAAAGGCCUGCCUGCAAUGGGCUUGUACGUCCUCGAUUACGGCGCCGGCAACGUGCGCAGCGUGUUCAAUGCUCUCGGCAAGUUCGGUUUUGAGUACCGCAUCGUCGAGAAGCCUGAUGACAUCCUGGAGGCCACGCAGCUCAUCUUCCCUGGCGUGGGAGCCUUCGGCAAGGCGAUGGAGGUGCUGCAAAAGAAGGGCUAUGCGGCGCCGCUGAAGCAGUACAUCGACAGCGGCAGGCCCUUCCUGGGCAUCUGCAUCGGCCUGCAGUGCCUCUGUGAGGGCAGCGAAGAGUCACCCGGUAGGUACCUAUGUGCACGGACGGCUCAUGGCACUAGCUGCACUGGCUGCGAGAGAGAAAGAGAUCAGAUCUGUGUGUCAUCUGUGCCGGCUGGCUGCAGGUGUGGAGGGUCUCGGCAUCAUCAAGACCACUGUGAGGAAGUUCAAGACAAACGCAUCGGUUCCCCAAAUAGGCUGGAACACUCUCACAUUCCACCGGCAGGGCGGCCUCAUACCCGCACCCCCUCCCUCUUCGGCCUCGGUGAAGGACCCCCGCUACUACUUCGUCCACUCAUUCCACCUGGACGUCAACGAGGCCACCGAGCCCUGGCUGCUGGCCUCGUCCACAUAUGGAGGGGUGCCCUUCGUCAGUGCGGUGCAGCGGGGAGCGGUCAUCGCCACACAGUUCCAUCCAGAGAAGUCGGGCUCGCUGGGGCUGGAGAUCUUCAGGGCAUUCGUCGAGGGCACGGCACCGGCCAAGAUAGACAGCCUGACGACUCUCGUCGACUGCCCGGUGACAUCUAGUGGUGGCCACGCGAUGAACAAUGGUGCGGGGGCUGGGUGUGGUGGCGAGUUGGCGAAGCGUAUCAUCGCAUGUUUGGAUGUGCGGACCAAUGACGAGGGUGAUCUGGUGGUCACCAAGGGCGACCAGUAUGACGUCAGGGAGGAGGGCAGCGUCAGAAAUCUCGGUGAGUGAGUGAGUGAGUGUGAUACGCAAUGAAUGAGCGAAACAGAACCAUUGAUAUCAAUGACCAUUCUGUAUCUGUUUGUGUCCGUCCAAUGAAUGUGUACGAGUGCACUGCAGGCAAGCCGGUGGCAUUGGCUCAGCGUUACUAUGAGGAGGGCGCCGACGAGGUGACCUUCCUCAACAUCACCUCAUUCCGCAACUCGCCACUCGCCGACCUGCCCAUGCUGCAAGUGCUCAAGAGGACAUCCAAAGAGGUCGGUCAGCAUCCAGAAGAAUCCAAGACGACAUGACAUCGCGUCGCACCACACGGCGUGUUUUGCGUCUAAUGUCUUGCUUGCUUCAGGUGUUUGUGCCGCUGACGAUAGGUGGCGGCAUCCGUGACUUCACGGACCCAGACGGCACCUAUCACUCGGCCCUUGAGGUGGCCGGCGAGUACUUCCGGUCAGGUGCCGACAAGGUGUCAAUCGGCAGCGACGCCGUAUACGCCGCUGAGGAGUACAUCCAGCACCAGCACCACCAGGGCAAGCCACCACCAUCCAAGGCCAGCCAGCCGUCAUCCAUUGCGCAGAUAGCCGAGGUGUACGGCAGCCAGGCGGUCGUCAUAUCCGUCGACCCCCGACGCGUCUACGUCUCGUCUCCAGGCAGCACCACACACAAGACCAUCGAGACCAAGUUCCCCGGCCCAGCUGGCGACAGACACGUGUGGUACCAGUGCACCGUCAAGGGCGGCCGGGAGGGACGAGACCUCGGCGUCUAUGAGCUGGUGCGGGCGUGCGAGGCGAUGGGUGCCGGCGAGAUCCUGCUCAACUGCAUCGACAAGGACGGCACCAACUCUGGUUUCGACCUCGAGCUCAUAGCGAUGGUGCGCGAGGCCGUGUCGAUCCCGGUCAUCGCGUCGUCGGGCGCAGGGAGGGCGGAGCACUUCGCUGAGGUGUUUGAGGCGACUGGUGCCGAGGCGGCGUUGGCAGCGGGUAUCUUUCACAGGGGGGAGGUGGGCAUAGGGGAGGUCAAACGGCACCUCAGGGACAGGGGAUUCGGUGUCAGGAAUGCCUGACGGACCUUAUAAUCUGCAUGGUCCGCGUCCCGUUCGUGUGAUGGAUUGAUUCAGUGUGCUGUGUGGGUCUGGCUGUUUUGUUUGAUGAAUGCGCGAAUAGGUGGAAUAGGUGACUGACAAGACAUGAAUGAAUGUGUCCAGUUUUGGCGACAGACAGACAGUGUUUGUGCCUGCUGAAAUGGCCCUUCGUUCCUUCAACAACGUCGACAUUGACCCAUCGCUGCCUGCCGACAUUCUAUAUCCUGCGAGCGCCUCAUGUUUG
This is a messenger RNA of Vitrella brassicaformis, 2313 nucleotides long. The record is from the annotation of a GenBank genome assembly. Lineage: Eukaryota; Vitrellaceae.